AAUCAACAACAUUAUCUGUCAUUUUUUGUUGUGUAAUUUGGGGAAUUUCGGCGUCCUUGUGGUAAAAAAUGUCGGACGCGUCUGAUUUUGAAGGGGACGAGGGGGGAGAAGAGCCACCAAUGGAGUCCGGGGAAGAGGGGGACGCCCCACAAGACGACGACGAUGAUGUGGAAAAAGAGGAAGGCGAAGAAGGAGAGGAAGGGGGAGGGGUGCAAGUGGAAGACGGUCAACAAGAAGAAGAAGAGAAACUUCCAGAGCACCCGCUGACAGAGGAUAUGUUAGGAGACUGCCUGUCUCUGCUGUGUAAGACUGGGAACGGACUGGCACACGCCUAUGUCAGGCUAGACAUACAUGAAAGAGAAAUCACAGACAUCAGCAUCCUGAAGUCCUUCAUCCACCUGCGCUACGUGGACGUCUCCGCCAACCUUCUUCGAGACGUCUCGGCCCUGAACUCUCUCACACACCUGCUGACACUUAAGGCAGACAGGAAUCUCCUUAAGACGGCCACGCUGGACGAGCUGCCGUACCUACAGAUGGCCAGUUUUACCAACAACAAGAUCAACACAACGGAAGGCAUCAACCACCCACUACUGGAGACACUCGUGUUGUCAUAUAACGAGAUUAAGAUCGUUAGUGGGCUGGACCCUGGGAAGUUGCGUAACCUGCACACCCUGGAGCUGAGGGGCAACAGACUGGAGUCAACCAAUGGCAUCUACCUGCCCAACCUCAAAAACCUCUUCCUGGGGGCGAACAUGAUAAAGCGUGUGGAUGGCCUGGAGCGGCUGGAGAAGCUGACCACGCUGCAUCUCCGUGACAACCAGAUCGACACCCUGGACGGGUUCGCAGAGUCCAUGAAGUCCCUGCAGUACAUCAACCUCAGAGGGAACAACAUGACGAGCGUGAAGGAAGUGAAGAAGCUGACUGUUCUGCCCAUGCUCAGGGCUCUCGUCUUCCUGGAAUGCCCAGUGACCGAGGAGGACGACUAUCGUAUUGAGGUCCUGAUCGCGCUGCGGAGAAUCGAGCGGCUGGACAAGGACGAGUACACGGAGGAUGAACGGCAGGAGGCAGAGGAGAUAUACGAGCAGAGGAGACAGGAGGAGCAGCCUCCGGAGGGUGCUGAAGAAGUGAUUGAUGACCAGGAGGAGGCAGAUGCAGACUGAACCAUCCGUUACCAUGGAUACAGAAACUUUAAUAUUUAAUCAUGUGAAAACACAAAUUGAACUUCCCAAUUUGAAUCAUGAAUAGUUGAAAUUUUAAAUGGCUGUAUAUAUGUUGGGGAUGACUUGUAUAUUUAGUCAG
Molecule: messenger RNA, 1299 nt
Organism: Branchiostoma belcheri (Belcher's lancelet)
Lineage: Eukaryota; Metazoa; Chordata; Leptocardii; Amphioxiformes; Branchiostomatidae
Product: leucine-rich repeat-containing protein 23-like
Exons: 8
Coding region: 69-1160 (363 amino acids)
Molecular function (GO): protein binding
Source: RefSeq, a predicted model, not a curated record